UAAAGACAGUUACCACCAUGUAAGCAGCGGUUCUACACCCGGGAGGAGCUGCAUGGCUGAUAUGAGGACAGACUUUCUUCGAAAUGUUGGGCAACUGGUCCUUUGGAGACUAUUUCAAGAAGGAGGCUAUCGAGAUGUCCUGGGAACUCCUUACGAAAGUAUACGGGAUCGACCCUCAGCGGCUGUACGUGACGUACUUCGAGGGCAAUCCCGACAUGGGCUUGGAGCCGGAUUUGGAGGCAAAGGAGUUGUGGAGGUCUGUCGGAGUCCCUGAAGACCACAUCCUGCCCGGCGACAUGAAAGACAACUUCUGGGAGAUGGGCGAUCAAGGCCCCUGCGGCCCCUGCAGCGAGGUUCACUACGACAGGGUCGGCGGCCGGAACGCUGCCCACCUCGUCAACCAGGACGACCCCUUGGUCGUGGAGGUCUGGAAUAAUGUCUUCAUCCAGUUCGACCGACAGAAGGACAAGAGCUUGAAGUCGCUGCCCGCGAAGCACGUGGACACGGGAAUGGGUUUCGAGCGGCUCGUGUCUGCACUGCAAGACAAGACUUCCAACUAUGCCACCGAUAUCUUCACUCCCCUGUUCGAAACGAUUCAGGGGUUGACUGGAAAGAGGCCGUACACGGACAAGUACGGGAAGGACGACGUUGAUGGCAUCGACACUGCGUACCGCGUGGUCGCAGAUCACAUCAGGCUCCUGUCAUUUGCGAUUGCCGACGGUGCUGCUCCCAACAACAUUGGAAGAGGAUACGUGGUCCGCCGAGUUCUCCGGAGAGGCGUUCGAUAUGCCCGCAAAUACCUCGACGCCGAAAUCGGCUCUUUCUUCUCCAAGAUUCUCCCGGCGCUCGUGCAGCAAAUGGGUGAUCAGUUCCCGGAGCUGAAAAAGAAAGAGCAGGAUAUCAAGGAGAUCCUCGAUGAGGAGGAGGUGGCCUUUGCCCAGACCUUGGAUCGGGGAGAGAGGCAGUUUGAGAAGUAUGCCGCAUCCACCAUCAAGCGCGGCGAGAAGAAGCUGUCGGGUGCGGAUGUGUGGAGACUUUACGAUACCUUCGGCUUCCCUGAAGACCUCACUAGGUUGAUGGCUGAAGAACAGGGGCUUUCCAUUGAUGAUGCCGAAGUCGAAGUCGCAAGAGAGAAGGCAAGGGAGGCGAGCAAAUCGGUCAAGGAUGCUGUGCAGACAUUCCCGAAGCUCAAUGUCCAUCAAAUCUCAGAACUGGAGAACGAAGUAAAGAUCCCCAGGCCAGACUCGGACCCGAAGUACGUCAAGGGAGACACUACCGGCAAAGUGCAGUUGAUCUUUACUGGCAAGGAGUUCUUAAAGACAAGUAAAGACCUUCCCCCGAAAACACCGAUCGGCAUCCUACUCGACAAGACCAAUUUCUACGCAGAAUCGGGUGGUCAGGUCGCCGAUACUGGCCGGAUAAUUAUCGACGGUAUUGCCGAGUUCAAAGUGCUGGAUGUCCAGGAGUUUGGUGGCUACAUUGUACACAACGGCUAUCUCGAAUACGGAGAGCUGACCUCUGGCGACGAGGUGAUUUGCGAGUACGAUGAGCUUCGUCGCCAGCCCAUUAGGAGCAACCACACGGGUACACACAUCCUCAACCACUCCCUUCGCGAAGUCCUCGGCGAUGAAGUGCAUCAGAAGGGUUCGUUGGUCGAUCAGGACAAGCUGCGGUUCGAUUUCAGCCACAAGACUGGCGUCACACUCGCCGAGCUCAAGAAGAUCGAGGAUAUGUCCAACGCCUACAUUCGACAGAACUGCAAGACGUAUGGCAAGGAUGUCGACCUGGACCUCGCCCGCCAGAUCGAGGGCGUCCGCGCCGUAUUCGGCGAGACGUACCCCAACCCUGUGCGCGUCGUCAGCAUUGGCAUCGAGGUCGAUAUGCUGCUCGAGAACCCCAAGAACCCCGAAUGGCGCAAGGUGUCGGUUGAGUUCUGCGGUGGCACGCACGUCGAGCAGACGGGACUCAUCAAGGAUCUCGUCAUCACCGAGGAGAACGGUAUCGCCAAGGGCAUCCGACGCAUCGUCGCCCUCACGGGCGAGGCCGCGCACCAGGUCCAACAGGAGGCGAAGCGGUUCGCGGAGCGGAUCGACCUCCUGGAGGCGAUGCCCUUCGGCCCGGAGAAGGCGGCCGAUAUCAAGGCGACGCAGGUGGACCUGGACCGGCUGUCGAUCUCCACCCUGACCAAGGAGGAGCUCAAGACCAGGUUUGCCAAGAUCCAGAAGGGGGUCCUCGACGAGCAGAAGAAGCGCCAGAAGGCCGAGAGCAAGGCCGCCAUGGACACUGUCCAGGGACACUUCAAGAAGGAGGAGAACAAGGACGCGAAGUGGUUCGUCGGCCACCUGCCCAUCUCGGCAAACCCCAAGGCCGUCGCGGAGAUCAUCACCCACUUCAAGUCCAAGGACAAGGACAAGACCGUCUAUGUCUUCUCCGGCGACAAGGACGAGGCCGUCUUCCAUGGCGUCUACGUAGGCACUCACCUGUCCUCCAAGGGCAUCACCGCCGAGGAGUGGACCACCGCCGUCAGCAAGGUCAUCGGCGGCAAGACGGGCGGCAAGGAGCCCUCUCGGCAGGGCGCCGGUGCUGAGCCCGCCAAGCUCGACGAGGCCGUUUCGGAGGCCGAGAAGUGGCUGCUCCAGAAGAUGGAGGAGCUGAAGAUCUGAGCUCCCUCCUAGUUGGCAGUAUUCCUUUUCCCUCUGUCGUUGUCCUUCUCGGUCUUGAUAUUCAAUAUAUCAAGAUGGGAUGUGGUGUUAGAUUGCUUCGCUUAAGG
Phialemonium atrogriseum is the source of this 2770-nucleotide messenger RNA. RefSeq names its product tRNA synthetases class II (A)-domain-containing protein. Gene Ontology annotation, biological process: alanyl-tRNA aminoacylation. The coding region runs from base 84 to 2663 and encodes 859 amino acids. The record is from RefSeq and is a predicted model, not a curated record. Gene Ontology annotation, cellular component: mitochondrion; cytoplasm. The transcript is spliced from 2 exons. Gene Ontology annotation, molecular function: alanine-tRNA ligase activity; nucleic acid binding; ATP binding. NCBI's taxonomy places the organism in Eukaryota, Fungi, Ascomycota, Sordariomycetes, Cephalothecales, Cephalothecaceae.